Messenger RNA from Carica papaya (papaya), 1336 nucleotides. Its product is annotated as NAD(P)-binding Rossmann-fold superfamily protein. The record is from RefSeq and is a predicted model, not a curated record. NCBI's taxonomy places the organism in Eukaryota, Viridiplantae, Streptophyta, Magnoliopsida, Brassicales, Caricaceae. Gene Ontology annotation, cellular component: chloroplast.
GUGAAGGAAACGGGAAAGUGAAUCUAUCUCGCGGGAAAGGAAACGGCUGGAUAGGAUCAAAUUAACAAAAUCCACGUCUUAUCUAUCCAUGGCGGCUCGUACUGUUCCUUCUACUCUCUUCAGCCAAACUUCUACUCUCAUUUUCUCUUCCCGAAAUCAAUGGAGGGCCCUGAGCCCCUCCCUCCCUGUGAGCAUCGUAAAACGUGCUCUCACUUGUUGCUCGGCGAAGAAGAAGAAGAAUAUCACCUUUGUGGAUCAAAUCCUUGACUACAUUGAAGGGGGUCCCAAAUUGAGGAAAUGGUAUGGGGCACCUGAUCUCCUACCAAAAGAUGGAGCUACCGAGGAAGAUGAGGAUGGUUAUCCGGAAGAUGAAGAAGGUAGAGAUGCAGUUUUAGUAACAGAUGGAGAUGGUGAAAUUGGUCAGAUGAUCAUAUUGCAACUAAUUGUCAAAAGAGCUCGAGUUAAAGCACUGGUGAAGGAUAAGAAAACUGCUAUGGAAGCAUUUGGAACUUAUGUUGAGUUAAUGACCAGAGAUGCAAGUGAUGACUCAUUCCUAAAGAAAGCUCUUAGAGGUGUCCGUGCAAUAAUAUGUCCAAAUGAAGGCUUCUUAUCUAAUGUUGGGAGCUUGAAAGGUUUAAAACAUGUAAUUCUUUUAUCUCAGUUGUCUGUUUAUGGAAGCAGUGGUGGCAUCCAAGCUCUCAUGAAAAGCAAUGCAAAAAAAUUGGCUGAGCGGGAUGAAUCAACUCUCAAGGCCUUUGGAAUUCCUUAUACCAUCAUCAGAGCAGGCAGGCUGCAAAAUACUCCUGGUGGAAAACAAGGCUUCAAUUUUGAGGAGGGCACCGCAGCAAAGGGAAAUUUAAGCAAGGAGGAUGCUGCCUCUAUAUGCGUGGAAGCACUUAAUGUAGUUCCACAAACAGGAUUAAUAUUUGAGGUGGUCAACGGAGAAGAGAAGGUUUCUAAUUGGGAAGAGCGGUUGACUAGAUUGAUGAAGAAGGAAAGAGCAGAGAAGUAGCCUACAAUGGAAGUAUGAAUAAUUUACUAUUAAUAAUGAUGGAUUUGUAUAUCAUUGUCCAAUAAAAUAACACAUUUUUUUUCUGGUUUGGAGUUAAAUCUUCUAAGUCUAUUCUGUAGUUUUGAAACUUGAACUACAUUCAAUUUAAACACUAAACCCAUUUACUUUUGUAGAUGAUACUGUAGAUUUCAAUAGGAUCUUAACCAGAUCAUCUUGUCUGAGGAUUUUUCAAUAGUCAUUAGAUCUUGUAAUAGGAUUUUUUUCACUGGUCAUGAUUGCUUUUAACAAUGUGUGCCAAACAGGAGCCCUACUAAAUUUAUUUCU